AUGGCUGACACUGGAGACAGCGACGAAGAGUUCCAGUUUCUACGAACGGGAGAUGAGGUGGUUUUGCAGAGUACCUUCACGUCCCAGGAGGAACAUGUGAAACUCUGUCUUGCAGCAGAGGGAUUUGGCAGCCGACUUUGCAGGCUUGAGCCCACCUCUAAUUGCAAGAAUGUUCCACCCGACCUGUCUGUGUGUGGCUUCAUUCUGGCCCAGUGCCUCUCUGUGCGAGCCCUGCAGGAGAUGCUGGCACACAGUGUGCAUCUGGCUGCAGAGGGGGGAGCUGGAGGAAGCCAUCGCACUCUUCUGUAUGGCCAGGCAGUGUUGUUCCUACACUCGUAUAGUGGCAUGUAUCUCAGCUGCUUGUCUUCAUCUCACACUUCAACGGACAAGCUGGCGUUUGAUGUUGGCCUGCAAGAGGAUAGAGCGGGUGAAGCAUGUUGGUGGACAGUCCACCCAGCAUCCAGGCAGAGGUCAGAGGGUGAGAAAGUGCGAGUUGGAGAUGACCUCAUCCUGGUCAAUGUGUCUUCAGAGAGAUAUCUGCACCUGUCCUUUGGCACUGCAUUUGACAACAAAAGCUUGAGUGACAGCCUGAUUGUUAAUACAGCCUUCCAGCAAACUCUCUGGAGUGUCGCUCCGAUUUGCUCUGGAGGUGGAGUUGCUCAAGGUUACCUGAAGGGGGAUGACACAUUGCGGCUUCUCCACAGCCAUAGUGACGCAUGUUUGACUGUUCCCUCCACUGAGCAGGGAGAGGAACUGCAAAGGAUAAUGCAUUAUGAGAUUGGCUCAGUCUCCAGCCAUGCCCGCUCUCUCUGGAGGCUGGAGAUUCUGCGUGUUGUUUGGAGUGGCAGGCACACGUGCUGGGGGCAGCCUUUCCGGCUCCGUCAUGUGACCACUGGGAGAUACCUGGGGCUAACAGAGGAGAAGGGCCUGCAUCUGGUUGAUCGAGACAAGGCAGACAUCAACACGACCUCUUUCUGCUUUCGAUCAUCAAAGGAGAAGCUUGACGCUGGCACAAAGACUAAUGUCGACGGCAUGGGGAUCCCAGAGAUUAAGUAUGGAGACUCCAUUUGUUAUGUUCAGCAUGUCGCCUCCGGACUCUGGCUCACCUACCAAACUGUGGAUGCCCAAUCGACACGCAUGGGAGGGGCUCAGAGAAAAGCCAUUCUGCACAGCGAGGGUCAUAUGGACGAUGGGCUGACGCUGUCUCGUUCUCAAAGGGAAGAAUCUCACACUGCCAGACUCAUCCGCAGUGCUACUCUCCUCUUCACUCGCUUUAUCAGCCAACAAGAAAACCUAGAACCUGUCAGCCUGCCAAUGGAGAUAGUGACAUGUAGUCUGCAAGAUCUAAUCAACUAUUUCCAGCCUCCAUCGGAGGGGCAGAGCCAUGAAUCUAAGCAAAACAACAUGAGCGCACUGAAGAGUCGGCAGAACAUGUUUCAAGAAGAGGGUGUGAUAGAUUUGGUUCUGGAUUGUAUUGAUCGUCUACACCAAUACAGUGGCGGUUCUCAUUUUGCUGAGGUUGCACAGAGUGACAAAGGAGAAGAGUGGGAGACCAUCCUCAACCGUUUCUACGAGCUGCUGGCUGCUCUGAUCCGGGGAAACCGUGUGAACUGUGCACAUUUCUCCACUUCCCUUGACUGGCUGAUCAGCAGGCUGGAUCGCCUGGAGGCCUCUUGUGGGGUCUUGGAGGUCCUACACUGUGUCUUAGUGGAAAGUCCUGAAGCACUCAACGUCAUCAAAGAAGGACACAUUCAUUCUAUCAUCUCUUUCCUGGACCAGCAUGGAUGCAGCCACAAGGUGCUGGAGGUGCUGUGCUCACUGUGUGUGUGUCACGGUGUAGCUGUGCGGUCCAAUCAAAACCUCAUCUGUGACAACCUGCUGCCAGACCGAGACCUGCUGCUGCAAACACGUCUGGCUAAUCAGGUCACCAGCAUGAGGCCAAACAUCUUUUUGGCUUUGGGGGACGAUUCAGCACAGCAUCGGAGGUGGUACUAUGAGCUGGUUGUGGAUCACGUGGACCCCUUCCUCACAUCUGAGCCCACACACCUGCGCGUUGGCUGGGCUCGCACUGAGGGCUACCAGCCCCGGCCCACAGGAGGGGAAGGCUGGGGAGGCAACGGUGUGGGAGACGACCUCUGCUCCUACGGCUUUGAUGGGCUUCACCUCUGGUCAGGCUGUGUGGGUCGCAGGGUGAGCUCUGCCCUCCCUCACCUGCUGAGAGAGGAGGACGUGGUCAGCUGCUGCCUGGACCUCAGCGCUCCCUGCAUCUCUUUCCGGGUCAACGGGCUGCCUGUGCAGGGCAUGUUGGAGAACUUCAGUGCAGACGGACUUCUCUAUCCCGUGGUCAGCUUCUCUGCUGGAGUCAAGGUCCGUUUUCUGUUUGGGGGGCGGCAUGGAGAGUUUCGCUUCCUGCCCCCACCGGGUUUUGCUCCAUGCUCGGAGGCUCUGCUCCCGAGAGUCAAGCUGACAUUAGAGCCCUGUCAGAAAUACAUCCUGGAUCAUGGAGAGGGGAAACGAGAGCUCAUUGGACCCUCAGUCCCUUCCACUCCAGUGACCUUUACUCCCGCACCAGUAGACAUCAGCAAGGUGGUAAUGCCCCCACAACUAGAGGAUAUCCGAGAAAAACUGGCUGAGAAUAUCCAUGAACUCUGGACAAUGGACAAGAUUGAUCUUGGAUGGACAUAUGGACCUGUGAAAGAUGAAGUCAAGAAGCACGAUCCGUGUCUGGUGGAUUUCUGCAAGCUGUCUGAGACGGAAAGGAACCAGAUCCUUCAGAUGGCCCUGGACUCACUCAGGACCCUCCUGGCCCUUGGCUUUCACAUUGGUUUGACUGACGACCACGCCGAGGAGAAAGUCAAAUACAUAAGACUAGCCAACAAGUACGAGCAGCCCAGCGGUUACAGACCCUCUCCAGUAGACCUGAGCCAGGUGCUUCUGAGCCCGGCCCACAAGGAAGUGGUCGACCUGCUGGCAGAGAAUGAUCACAACGCGUGGGCCAGAGAGCGUAUCAAGCAGGGAUGGACCUAUUCACCCCAACAGGAUGUGAAAGCCAAGCGGAGCCCAUACUUGGUGCCCUACAGCCUGCUUGAUGAAAGGAGCAGGAGAGUGGGCUGGGAGAGUGUCAGAGAGAGUGUGUGCACCCUGCUGGCCUACGGUUACAGUUUGGAGCCUCUCAACCAGGAAAAGACCACGAUAUCAAAUCCAUGUCCGUUUCCCACUGAGAAAAGCAGAGUGUUCAGACCAGAUAAAUCCUUCUCUGUGACUCAGGGCAAGUGGUACUUUGAAUUUGAAAUAGUGACUGCUGGGAAUAUGAAAGUGGGCUGGGCCCGACCGGACUGCGCUCCAGAUAAAGAGCUCGGCUCAGAUGACCAGGCGUACGUCUUCGAUGGAUUUGAGGCUCAGUGGUACCAUCAGGGUGUGGAGCCCCUGGGACGGCCCUGGCAGAGAGGCGAUGUGGUGGGUUGCCUGGUGGACAUGGCUGAACGCACCAUGAUGGUCACCCUGAAUGGAGAGGUGCUGUUCAACGACAGAGGGUCGGAGCUUGCUGCCAAGGACUUUGAUAUCGGAGACGGCCUGUUGCCUGUGAUCAGUGUUGGCGUGAACCAGGUGGGGAGGCUGAACCUGGGUCGCUACGCUGACUCUCUGCAGUACUUUAAUGUGUGCGGCCUGCAGGAGGGCUAUGAACCGUUUGCUGUCAACAUGGCCAGAGCCACAGUCCUUUGGAUGAGUUGGAAACAGCCUCAGUUUACUUCCAUAAAGCCUGAUGAUCACAACCUACUGGUCACCAGAGUCAGUGGCUCAAAGGAUUCCUUAUCAAGCCUGAGGGUUUCCCAGCGGUUGUUUGCACACCACGGUGGAAGCAGUGAGAUUGGCUUUUACCGGCUCAGCAUGUCCAUCCAAUGCGCUGCCGUCCUCACAAGCCCAGCAGGGGGGGUGCCUCCAGCCGCCUCCAACUCUCUCUCCCCAGGAAGGAAAGAGCAGGAGGAGAUGGACUCCGACUUUGAAGUGUUGAUGAAGUCAGCCCACAGCUUUGCUGGCUCCAGAGAUGAGCUCAACCAUAAGGAUCAUAGUCACGACAAAACAUCCAGACUGAAACAGCGGUUCAUGCUGAAGAGGACCAAACCAGACCUGAUCAGCAGCAACUCGUCUGCACGGCUUCUAGAAGAUGUGGUAGUUGACAAAGAUGAUCACGUUAUCCAGAGCUCCAGAUAUUACUACUCAGUGAGGGUUCUUCCGGGCCAGGAGGCGUUCAAUGUGUGGGCAGGCUGGGUGACCUCUGACUUUCAUCAACACGACUUGACUUUUGACACCGACAAUGCCCUCACUGUAACUGUCACUCUCGGAGAUGACAGCGGCAAAGUCCAGGAAAGUGUGAAGAGGUGUAACUGUUACAUGGUGUGUGCUGGAGAGGCGACGGGCCUGUCCCAGAGCCGGAGAAGUACGGGGUUGGAAAUAGGAUGUUUAGUCGACACGGCCACCGGGCUGCUCACCUUUACCUCCAGCGGAGUGGAGAUGGCCACCUUCUACCAAGUGGAAGCCAGGACAAAGCUGUUUCCUGCUGUUUUUGUCAAGCCCACCACCAGCAACAUGUUUCAGUUUGAACUGGGGAGCACCAAGAAUGUGAUGCCACUGUCGGCAGGUUUGCUUCGCAGCCAAAGAAGGAAUGCCGCGCCUCAGUGUCCUCCGAGGGUUCAGGUGCAGCAUCUCAACCCGGUGUCGUGGACCAGAGUGCCGGACGGGGCUUUACAGGUGACAGUGGAUCGGCCAGAUGAGCGCCACGGCUGGAGGGUCCAAUGCCAUGAGCCCCUGCAAGUCAUGACUCUUCACAUCCCCGACGAAAACAGGUCUGUUGACAUCUUGGAGCUGUCAGAACUGGAGGACCUCUUGACCUUUCACCACCACACUCUCCUCCUAUACGGCUCUUUAUGCACCCUUGGAAACACUCGAGUUUGCCACGCCCUCUGCAGUCAUGUUGACCAAUCCCAGCUCCUUCAUGCCAUUCAGGAUCCCAACCUCCCCGGUCGACUCCGCUCUGCGUUCUACCAGCUGCUCAUGCAGGUUCACCUCAGCAGCCACACCUCAGCAUGUCACAUGAUGAGCCAUGAGUACAUUGUGCCUAUGACUGACCAGACCAGAGAAAUCACCCUUUAUCCCAGCCCUGCUUAUGGUGUUGAUGCGGGGGAUAGUCCACCUCCAGAAGGCAUUUUCAGCACUAGUCUCAGCACAUCCCUUAAACCACGGAUGUAUUUCUCCUCUCCCUGUUUUGUCAGGAGUGGUGGACUGGAAGCGGACGGUACAGGUGAGAUAGCCUGCGCAGACAGCCCAGAAAUCCCUCUGGACACACUGAAGGACCUGACUGUGGAGAUGCUGACUGCUGGAGUGUGGGCUGUGGGUCAGAAUGUGAGGCAUCCUAUAGGAGGCAGCUUUGAGCUCCUGCUUGUUCCCCUCAUCAGACUGUUCUACAACUUAAUGGUUUUGGGGGUAUUUGGGGAUGAGGAUCUGGGGAAAGUUCUGAGACUAAUAGAGCCUGGAGUGUUCUCCGUAAAUGUCGAAAAUAUUGUGAAGGAAGAGGAAGAAGACACGGGUGAGGAUGAACUAUGCACAGGGGGCAACAUAAAAGAAGAUGACACUCCUCGUCAAGGACUUCUUCAAAUGAUGCUUCCAGAAGCUGUCAAACUGGAGCUCUGCCACCUGCUCUCCUACCUGUGUGAUUGCCAGGUGCGCCACAGGGUGGAAGCUGUGGUGGCCUUCUCUGACAACUUUGUGGGUCAGCUGCAGCAGAAUCAACGAUUUCGCUACGACCAGGUCAUGCAAGCGCUCAACAUGUCAGCCGCCCUCACCGCCCGCAAGACCAAGGAGUUCCGCUCUCCUCCACAGGAGCAGAUCAACAUGCUGCUGAACUUCAGAGAGGAGGAGCAGCAGGAGAACUGUCCGUGUCCGGAGGAAAUCCAGCAACUCCUGCAAGACUUCCACCACCUCCUCAACACGCACUGUGGGAUUGAGUUGGAUAGCGACUCAGAGGAUGAAGAGGAUGCUGAGAUGUGUCUUAAAGAUCGACUUCUCAGUCUAGUGGCGAGAAUCACUGGACUGAGAAAGACACCAAUAGAAGAGGAGGGGAGCAGACCCAAGAGUGCCAAGUCCCUGAAAACGCUGACCUCUGAGACGAUGGUGCGCUGGGCUCAGGAGACGGAGAUGGAGGACCCUGAGCUGGUGAGGGCCGUCUUCUCGCUGCUGCACCGCCAGUAUCAGGGCCUCGGGGGCCAAAUGGCAGAGCACCUGCGUAGAGCCUAUACGAUCAGCCAGGCCUCGGUAGAAGACACCAUGGCUCUGCUGUCCUCUCUGAGCCAAAUCCGCUCCCUCCUCAGCGUCCGCAUGGGGAGAGAAGAGGAGCGGCUGAUGAUCAGGAGAUUAGGAGACAUAAUGAAUAACAAAGUCUUCUAUCAGCACCCUGACCUCAUGAGGGCGUUGGGGAUUCACGAGACCGUGAUGGAGGUGAUGGUUAAUGUUCUCGGAGAAGGGGAAUCAAAGGAGAUUACCUUUCCCAGGAUGGUGGCCAGCUGCUGUCGAUUCCUGUGUUAUUUUUGCCGCAUCAGUCGUCACAAUCAGGGCGCCCUGUUCGACCAUCUCAGCUACCUGCUGGAGAACAGCAGUGUGGGACUAGCCUCACCAUCCAUGCGUGGGGCCACUCCUCUGGAUGUGGCAGCCGCCUCGGUUAUGGAUAAUAAUGAGCUGGCCUUAGCACUGAGGGAACCUGACCUAGAGAAGGUGGUUCAGUACCUCGCUGGCUGUGGUCUCCGGAGCUGUCCGAUGCUAGUGGCUAAAGGCUAUCCUGAUAUCAGCUGGAACCCCGUGGAGGGCGAGCGCUACCUGGACUUUCUGCGUUUUGCAGUCUUCUGCAAUGGUGAGAGUGUAGAGGAGAAUGCUUACCUGGUGUUGAGGCUGCUGAUCCGUCGGCCUGAGUGUUUUGGCCCCGCCCUGCGAGGUGACGGGGGAAACGGCCUCCUAACAGCCAUGGAGGAAGCCAUCAGGAUUUCAGAGGACCCUUCCAUGGAUGGAGCUUGCACCCCCUACCAAGAUGUUGUCCAGGACAAUGAUGAUGACCUCAUUCACAUGGGGCACGCCAUCAUGACCUUCUACUCUGCCCUUAUCGACUUGCUGGGCCGCUGUGCUCCAGAGAUGCAUUUGAUUCAAGGAGGCAAAGGAGAAGCUGUCCGCAUUCGAGCCAUUCUGAGGUCGCUCAUCCCAAUGCAGGAUCUUGAAGGAGUCAUCAGCAUCGCCUUUCAAUUUCCCUCCUUCUCUAAAGACGGUCUGGUGGUUGAGCCUGACUUAUCCACAGUGUUCUGCCCAGACCACAAGGCAGCUAUGGUUCUGUUCCUGGACCGGGUGUACGGCAUUGAGAACCAGAAUUUCCUUCUCCACCUGCUGGAAGUCGGCUUCCUUCCUGACCUUCAGGCAGCCGUCUGCCUCGACACUGCUGACUUGGGAUCCACAGAUAUGGCCUUGGCCCUCAACAGAUACUUGUGUACAACUGUGCUUCCCCUGCUCACCAAAUGCGCAGCUCUCUUCUGUCCGUUAGAGGACCAUGCUUCACUGGUGGAUUCUCUCCUCCAGGCAAUCUACGGCCUCUCCAGGGCUCUCAGCCUGACCAAGGCUCAGAGAGACACUAUAGAGGAGUGUCUGUUGGCCAUGUGCAGCAAACUCCAACCAUCUAUGAUGCAACCUCUCCUUCGACGCCUUGUCUUCGAUGUUCCCCAUCUCACAGACAACAGCAAUAUGCCACUAAAGCUCUUGACGAGUCACUACGAGCAGAGGUGGAAGUACUACUCGCUGGCGGCAGGGCAGGGUGAGCAGGCUCUGGCCUCUGAAGAAGAGCUCCACCUGUCAAGAAAGUUGUUCUGGGGCGUGUUUAAGGCCUUGGCUAAGAAGCCCUACGAGCCUCAGUUAUUCCGGCUGUGUGUGCAGUGCCUGGCUGCAGUGUCCAUGGCUCUGCCUCCUGACCACAUGGACUCAAGCUGUGUGUCCGAUACAGAGAGAAAAGCCUCGAUGGACACGGAAGGACCCUUUGACCCGCAGCCUGUAGAUACCUCCAGCGUGUCAGUGCCAGAGAGGCUGGAGUUUGUAGUGAAUAAGUAUGCGGAGCACACUCACGAGAAGUGGUCACUGGACAAGUUUGCCAACGGCUGGGUUCACGGGGAGCAGCAAUGUGAGAAUGCCAAGGUUCACCCUCGCCUCAAGCCAUACAGGGCUCUGGCUGAGAAGGAAAAGGAGGCGUACCGCUCGGCCAUUAAAGAAACCAUAAAGACCAUGCUGGCCUUUGGAUGGACCGUAGAGAGAACCAAAGAAGGAGACUCAUUCGGCACGCACACCUUUACACGCAGAGUGUCUCAGGCUGGACAGCUGUCUUUUGAAGGAGCGUCAACCUUCAGCCCUAAACCCAUGGACAUGAGCAGCAUCACCUUAUCAUGGGACCAGUGUGCUAUGGCUUUACAGUUGGCUGAAAACUACCACAACGCCUGGGCUAAGAGGAAGAAAUUGGAGCUGGUGAGCAAAGGAGGAGGAAGCCAUCCAAUGAUUGUGCCCUAUGAUACUCUAACAGCCAAGGAGAAGACCAAAUUCAGAGAGAGAGCGCAGGACGUUCUCAAGUUCCUUCAGCUCAACGGCUACACCGUGUGGAGGGAUCGGAAGACGGCAGAGAUGGACUUCCCAGCCAUAGCCAACUGCUACGCCUACACUCUCCUUCAGCGGCUGCUGGCUCACACCGAGGAGGCCCAAGAGCACGUGCUGGAGCUGGAGGUGAUGCAAGCCAGAGGACAGAUGUCUAAAGGAGAGAGAGCUGCACACCAGCAGCCAAUUCAUUUUUUUCCCAAGGUUAUCCUUCCUCUCUUGGAACAAUACGUGAAGAGCCAUCGUCCCUACUUCCUGCCCUCUUCUCACUGCUCAAGUGGGAAUAGAAGCCAUGCAUCAAAAAAGGAAAAGGAGAUGAUUGCAAGCCUCUUUUGUAAGCUGGCAGCUCUAGUGAGACACAGGAUCUCCCUCUUUGGGAACGAUGCGCCUUCAGUCGCAAGCUGCCUCCAUGUUUUGGCUCAGGCUCUGGAUGCCAGAGCAUUGCUGAAGUCCGCCCCAGAGUUUAUCCAAGCAUCCCUGCAUUCAUUCUUUGAGGCAGCUGCGGCGGAUCUGGAGAUGACGGUGGAGAACCUCUCUGUGACCUUGGUCUGUUUACCUCAGAGUCGGAGUCAACAGGCCAGAGGAGUUGCCAAGGUUCUCAGCUUCACAACCUCCAUUCUCCUGCCCACCCUCACCUCCCUCUUUCAGCAUCUUGGCAACCAACACUUUGGAGUCCUCCUCCUGGUGGGUAGUAUCCAGGUGUACUGUUACAGGAUCCUCAACAGCCUCCACUCUCUUGGCACCAGCAGCAGUGUCUACAUGGAGGGGCAGCGGGCAGCAGCAGGGGCUUGUCUGGCAGCUCUGACUGGGACUUUUCCUGUUUGCUUCCUGGAGCCGUCCCUAAACCAAAACAACCCUCACUCCAUCUUCAACACCAUGAGUGCCUCUGAGAGAGAAGAGUUUGGGCUGCCGGAGCAGGUGGAGGACAUGUGUCCCCACCUGCCCUCUCUGGAUCAGGCUCUGGAGGAGGUGGAGGAUUUGGCUGCAGCUGGUGCUGGAGCCCGCCAGGCUCAAUACAUCCAUGUCACAGAGGUCACGCUACCUAUGCUGUGCAGCUACAUGUCUCGUUGGUGGUAUUGGGGCCCCGAGGGCCUGCCAGACCGCCCGAUCUGCACCGCUGUCAUUCCUCAACAUGCUAGUGACCUUCUUGACCACAUCCUACGUGUCAUCCACAACCAUGUAGGCUGUAGCCAGGGCAACUGGAUGAAGCAGCUGGCAGUUUUUUCUCAGCCGAUUAUAUGCAACGCCAACAUUGAGCUGUUAAAGAGCCACUUCCUGCCACUGAUGGAGAAGUUGAGGAAGCGGGCUGAAUGUGUGCUGCUUGAGGAGGAGCAGAUGAAGGCAGAAUGGUGCGAUACCUCCGAAGCAGAAUUACAGAUCCAGGAGAAGUUCACUGUGCUGGUGCGAGACCUCUACGCCUUUUAUCCGCUCCUCAUCCCGUUUGUGGAUUCUAAUCGUGCCAGCUGGCUGAAAGAGCCAAACCCUGACGCUGAGCAGCUGUUCAGCAUGGUGGCAGAGGUCUUUAUAUUCUGGGCCAAAUCGCAUAAUUUCAAAUGGGAGGAACAGAACUUUGUCGUUCAAAAUGAAAUAAACAACUUGGCUUUCCUUGUCAACAACGACAAAAUGUCCAAGUUUGACCACGAGCAGAGGAGAGUGAAGAGGAAGGGGGAUCGCUAUUCCACACACACCUCUCUGAUAGUGGCCUCCAUGAAGAGACUGCUCCCCGUGGGACUCAGGGUUUGUUUUCCGAGCGACCACAGCCUCAUCGUGUUGGCUAAGAGCGGCUUCUCUCAGAAGAACACUGACGAUGAGAUUCGAGAGCAUGUUUUCAACGGCCUUCAGCGCCAGGUGUCGAACAGCUGUAGGCAGGAGUCCCUUUCCGCAGAUCCUCCAGGCCAGCUAGGAGCCAUUACUGACGGCCAAAGGACUGUAGACAGGAUUCUGGAAAUAGCUCGGGUUCUUUAUUACCUUGACCAGGUGGAGCACCCGCAGAGAAAUAAGAAGCCUGCGUGGCACAGAGUGUUAUCCAAACAGAGAAAACGAGCAGUGGUGGCCUGCCUGCGGAUGGCUCCCCUUUACAACUUACCCAGGCACAGAGCCGUAAACCUGUUCCUUCAGGGCUACAAUAAAUCCUGGAUAUCAGCAGAAGACCACAGCUUUGAGGAGAAGCUUGUAGAGGAUUUAGCUAGGGGAGGAGUGAUGGAUCUGUGUGGAGGUGACCGAGAGGAAGGAAAGGAUGUGGGAGAAGGUGCCAAAGCUAUCGAUCCCCUCCUACAACUCAUUACACUCUUCAGUCGAAGCGCCCUGACGGAAACGAGUAACCUUGGAAAUGACGGCCUCUAUAAGUCCUACGCUGCUAUUAUGGCCAAGAGCUGCAGCAGAGAGGAAGAUGAGGAAGAGGAAAAUGAAGUGGAAAGCUUUGAGGAGAAGGAGAUGGAGAAGCAGAAGCUGCUGUACCAGCAGGCCCGGCUGCACCGCCGCGGGGCCUCUGAGAUGCUCCUGCAAACCAUCAGUGCCAGCAAAGGGGCCAUGGGCUCCAUGAUUGCCCCUACCCUGAAGCUGGGUAUUGCCGUUCUCAACGGAGGGAAUGCUGCUGUUCAACAGAAAAUGCUGGAUUAUCUGAGAGACAAGCAGGACGUUGGCUUCUUCCAGAGCAUGGCUGGACUCAUGCAGUCAUGCAGUGUUCUGGAUCUAAAUGCAUUUGAGAGGCAGAACAAAGCAGAAGGAUUAGGCAUGGCUAUGGACGAGAGCUCAGGAGACAAGGUGAUGCCUGACAAAGAUUUAACCUGUGAUCUGUUCCGAUUCCUGCAGCUGCUCUGUGAAGGACACAACUCAGAUUUCCAGAAUUACUUGAGAACUCAAACCGGCAACAACACCACUGUCAACAUCAUAAUAACAACUGUGGACUAUUUACUGAGAGUUCAGGAGUCUAUCAGUGACUUCUACUGGUACUACUCAGGGAAAGAUGUGAUCGAUGUACACGGACAGCAGAAUUUCUCUAAGGCCAUCGAAGUGGCCAAACAGGUCUUCAACACGCUCACCGAGUACAUACAGGGCCCUUGUGCUGGGAACCAACAGAGCCUGGCUCACAGCCGCCUGUGGGACGCCGUCGUAGGUUUCCUCCAUGUCUUUGCUCACAUGCAGAUGAAGCUCUCUCAGGAUUCAAGGCAAAUUGAGCUCCUGAAGGAACUCAUGGAUUUACAAAAGGACAUGGUUGUUUUCUUGCUUUCUAUGUUAGAAGGUACCGUCGUUAAUGGCACUAUUGGAAAGCAGAUGGUGGAUAUGUUGGUGGAAUCAUCCGGUAAUGUGGAGAUGAUCCUAAAGUUUUUCGACAUGUUCCUCAAACUCAAAGACCUCACCUCCUCCGAUACCUUCAGAGAGUACGACCCUGAUUGUAAGGGCUGCAUCUCCAGGAAGGACUUUCAGAAAGCCAUGGAGAAUUGCAAGCGUUUCUCCCAAGCCGAGAUUCCCUUCCUCCUCUCCUGCAUGAAGACUGACGAUAGUGAAAUCGUGGAUUACGAGGCCUUUGUGGAUCGCUUCCAUGAGCCGGCCAAAGACAUCGGCUUUAGCCUCGCUGUUCUUCUCACCAAUCUGUCCGAACACAUGCCCAAUGACUCGAGGCUUAGGACAUUCAUGGAACUGGCAGAGUGUGUCUUGUCCUACUUCCAGCCCUACCUGGGUCGUAUUGAGAUCCUCGGCAGUGGGAAGCGCAUUGAACGCGUCUACUUUGAGAUCAGCCAAGCUAGCCGCACACAAUGGGAGAAGCCUCAAGUCAAAGAGUCCAAGAGGCAGUUCAUUUUUGACGUGGUCAAUGAGUGUGGAGAGAAGGAGAAGAUGGAGAUGUUCGUCAAUUUCUGUGAGGACACCAUCUUUGAGAUGCAGCUGGCAGCCCAGAUAUCCGGCUCUGGAGAGAGGCAUGCAGACAAAGGAGUGGAAGAGCAGAGUGAAGGACUGGACGAUAAAGGAGGGUUUUUCGUGUAUCAGUGGUGGUUUCUGCUGAUAUCUAUACUUUCUGUUAAAAACCUGAAGACAUUGAUGAGGAUGACGAUGAAGGAUAUGCUCAUGUCGGCUGUGUUCCUCCUCAGAUUCAUAGUCAUGGCUCAGGCCCGGUGUAUGUGUGUUGUAGUUCAGGGCAUCUUAUAUGUGCUGUACAUAGCUUUUGUCAGUGGUGGGCUCAUAGAGGGAGCCAAAAGGAUGAGGAUAUCCGAUUUGCUCGGCGGUAUCAUUGAGCCAACUCUUGAUGAGGUCAUGGAGCUGCCAAGUGGUGUGGAUCGGCCGAGGAAGUACUCUGCCAGCUUCUCUUCCCAGAGAGAAUUGAGGGAGAUGGGGCGUGUGGCAGCUGUGACCUCCCCCAUGGAGGUGGAUGUACUCUCAGACAUAUUUGGCCUCAAAAUGAAGAAGUCGGGAGGUCAAUACAGACUUAUAACACAAGACCUCUCUGCCAGUGGGACUGACCCGUCCAAAACGACAUCCAAAACAAUUACCACUGCUGAGAAGCUUCAGGGGACGGCUCAGACCGCCACAGAGGAAGAAACAGAAGAUCAGACAUCGCCUGGAUUAGCGAACGCAGGAGGGGAGGAAACUGAGAAGAAAUCCGUGAGACACAAAACAGACUGGAAAGCAAAGCGAUGCUCCGAUAAGUCUGAGGAACCGGAGAGCCAACACUCUGCCCUCUGGGAGACGAUAAGCACUCAUAACAAGAGCCUGCUGAAUUACUUUGCAAGGAAUUUUUAUAACAUGCGCUUACUGGCUCUGUUUGUCACCUUUGCAAUCAACUUCAUCCUGCUGUUCUACAAGGUAGCCUCCCUGCCUGCAUCACAAGGAGAGGAAGGAGUGGUCACAUCUGAGCACAGUGAGGGAUUGCACUCUGCUGCUGCUGCUGCUGAUGAUGACAAUGAGGGCACAGAUUAUUUUGUGCUGGAAGAGAGCAGUGGGUACAUGGAGCCAGCCCUCCGUUUCCUGGCUGUCGCUCACACAAUCAUCUCCUUCUGUUGUAUCAUCGGGUAUUACUGCCUCAAGGUGCCAUUGGUGAUCUUCAAACGUGAGAAGGAAGUGGCGCGGAAGCUGGAGUUUGACGGGCUGUAUGUGACGGCGCAGCCUCCUGAGGAGGACAUCAAAGGGCAAUGGGACCGACUGGUCAUAAACUCACCGUCAUUUCCAAGUAAUUACUGGGAUAAAUUUGUUAAGAGGAAGGUGAUGGAUAAGUAUGGGGACUUCUAUGGCUGUGAGAAGAUAAGUGAACUCCUAGGUCUGGACCAAGAUGCGUUAGACUUCAGUUCUGAGAGGAAACAAAGCAGGAGGCUCAAGAGAGACGCUUCCUGGAGUGCUCUACUCAACUCCAUGGAUGUGAAGUACCAUGUCUGGAAACUGGGCGUUGUGUUCACUGAUAAUUCCUUCUUGUACUUGGCCUGGUACAUGGCCAUGUCCGUUCUGGGUCAUUAUAACAACUUCUUCUUUGCUGCCCAUCUUCUGGACAUCGCCAUGGGCUUUAAGACACUCCGCACCAUCCUAACUUCUGUCACACACAAUGGGAAACAGCUGGUCCUCACUGUGGGCCUGCUGGCUGUUGUUGUGUAUCUCUACACCGUGGUGGCCUUCAACUUCUUCAGGAAGUUUUACGACAAGAGCGACGACAAGGACACCCAAGAUAUGAAGUGCAAUGACAUGCUGACUUGCUACCUGUUCCACAUGUAUGUUGGAGUGCGUGCGGGCGGGGGCAUCGGUGAUGAGAUCGAGGAUCCGGCUGGAGAUGACUUCGAGGUGGAGCGCAUCGUCUUUGACAUCACCUUCUUCUUCUUCGUCAUCGUCAUCCUCUUGGCCAUCAUCCAGGGCUUGAUAAUUGACGCCUUUGGGGAGCUUCGUGACCAGCAGGAGCAGGUGAAGGAGGAUAUGGAGACCAAGUGUUUUAUAUGUGGAAUAGGAAAUGAGUACUUUGAUAUGCUCCCUCAUGGCUUUGAGACCCACACUCUGCAGGAGCACAACUUGGCAAACUAUCUAUUCUUUCUGAUGUACCUUAUUAACAAGGAUGAAACUGAACACACUGGGCAGGAAUCCUUUGUGUGGAAAAUGUACCAGGAGCGUUGCUGGGAAUUCUUCCCUGUGGGAGACUGUUUCCGUAAGCAAUAUGAGGAUCAACUGGGAUGAAAGGAUAUCUGAGAGAUCUGACGCCUUCCUAGAUAAUGGCAUCGCUCUGAAGCCGUCUUGAUUGAUGUCCCUUGGACUCAUUUAAAUAACCUGAAUUUUGUUUGUGCACGAUUGAUUUUGAUCCGAUUUUCCCACAAAGUAUACGUAUUUUAAAGUGAUGCACAUAAAUGAUGUUGAUUACAUUAUUUUGAAUCUAAAGAAUGAAGACUAUUUGUUUAUAUUCAGAUGUAAAAUGAAUAUGUUGAUGUAUUUUCUCAAGUCUACAGCAAAGUUAUUCUGUUUUCUACAUGACUAUCAGGUAGUAAAAGCUGGCAAUUCAA
Molecule: messenger RNA, 15128 nt
Organism: Eleginops maclovinus (Patagonian blennie)
Lineage: Eukaryota; Metazoa; Chordata; Actinopteri; Perciformes; Eleginopidae
Gene: ryr2b
Product: ryanodine receptor 2b (cardiac)
Exons: 104
Coding region: 1-14808 (4935 amino acids)
Biological process (GO): release of sequestered calcium ion into cytosol by sarcoplasmic reticulum; intracellular calcium ion homeostasis; striated muscle contraction
Cellular component (GO): sarcolemma; Z disc; sarcoplasmic reticulum membrane
Molecular function (GO): calcium ion binding; protein binding; ryanodine-sensitive calcium-release channel activity
Source: RefSeq, a predicted model, not a curated record